Chionomys nivalis (European snow vole) is the source of this 1548-nucleotide messenger RNA. Its product is annotated as mucin-like protein 3. The coding region runs from base 1 to 1548 and encodes 515 amino acids. The record is from RefSeq and is a predicted model, not a curated record. The transcript has 4 exons. Lineage: Eukaryota; Metazoa; Chordata; Mammalia; Rodentia; Cricetidae.
AUGGCUCAACUGACCAGUGGUCUCUGUUCCACGUUUGGCUUCCUCUGCUGCCUCUUCUUCCUUCCAGUUUCUUGGGGGGCAGGUGCUAACACAGUUCAGGAACUUCAGAAGACUGGUGAACCUUCAACAUCUGAUCAUCUGCUCGCCCUUACUCCAGGCCUUACUCACAAGGCUCUUUCUGUCCAGACUGAUCUGAACCCCCAACGAGCUCCGGACCCCCCUAAGUCUACAGCAACCCAGAAGCCCAAAAAGCGGUGCACCACCGUACACCUUGACAAACCAGUUCACAAAUCUGUAGACAACUCCAAAGCCACAGAUAACCAAAACACCACUGUUCGUCAUGAAAUGACCCCUGCUUUGGAAAAGAAUGCCACCAGCCCAGGAAAAGACCCAGUGAUCCGGAAUGGACGCUCAGCUGAUGACCCCAAAUCCACUAACACAGAGAAAGGAUCAGAGGGAAGUCAUCCAACCUCAGCACCCAGGAGAAGAACAACCUGUAAGUCUGCAGCAAGCAAAACCAGAGUAACGCGGAACUCUGCGGAUACAUCAGCGAGAGCUGUGGAUACCAACACUGGGCUAAGGACCACCUCACAUAAACCCAAAACUCCUUCCCAUGACUCAGAGCUCAGUAGAAAAACCACAUCUUCCUCAGUAAAAUCCUCAGAAGCCCCAAAGACCUCAUACAGGACUCCAAGGACCCCGGCAACAUCAGGAGCUGAAGCUCACAGGACUUCAUUUUCUUCAGACAAGCCUGAGCAAACGACUACAGAACACAUCAAAGAGACCAGAUCAGCCAGCGAGAAGACCACAAGAAGAACCACAAGAGCCCAAGCAACACCCACUCAGUAUGAAAGUGAGACCAUCUCAGCCAAUGAGAGGACCACAAGAGCCCAAGUGAUGCCUCUAGAACAUGAUACCACACUGGCCAAUCAAAAGACAACACAAGUCUCAGCAGAGUCUACAGAACACCCAGAAGAAGCCACAUCAACCACCCAGGAAGCCACACGCUUCUCACAACGUCCCACGGUAUUCUGGAGGAAAACCACACUGACCACUAAGCCUAUAAAAGCUCCAGGACACCCAGAGAAAACAGUAGCAGUCCUUGUGAGCACGCGGCCUCCAGUCAAGGUCACAGAGGACAAGUCUACUGCUCUCUCUCCUCGUCUCCAUAAAUCUGAGACCACACAGCGGGGACUCCUCUGCUCUGUGACAACUAGACCAGACCUGGCAUCCAGCACUUCAGGGGCUCACCAGCGGCAGAGCAGCCACAGCUCACCUGGAGGCCUCCACGCUGAGGGGGCGGAGGGAGAGAACAAUUCGUUCCCUGCGUGGGCCAUAGUUGUCGUGAUCCUCCUGGCCGUGAUUGUCCUCCUCAUCUCCAUUGGCCUGAUCUUUUUGGUUGCCUGUGCGUCGCGAACACGCCGUGUACUGACGACCCAGAACUCAGAGGAUUUCGACCCUGAGGACAGAGGGGGCCGCAAUUCCUACCCCGUCUACCUGAUGGAGCAGCAGAAUUUGAAACCAAGCCAGAUCCCGUCCCCUCCAUGA